Messenger RNA from Caenorhabditis remanei, 3084 nucleotides. RefSeq lists its product as uncharacterized. Gene Ontology annotation, molecular function: transmembrane receptor protein tyrosine kinase activity; protein binding; ATP binding. Gene Ontology annotation, biological process: positive regulation of kinase activity; protein phosphorylation; cell surface receptor protein tyrosine kinase signaling pathway. The record is from RefSeq and is a predicted model, not a curated record. The transcript has 18 exons. The coding region runs from base 1 to 3084 and encodes 1027 amino acids. Gene Ontology annotation, cellular component: signaling receptor complex. Lineage: Eukaryota; Metazoa; Nematoda; Chromadorea; Rhabditida; Rhabditidae.
AUGGAAAUCGGCUCGUCGCGAAUGUCGGCGAAAGAGCUGACCACUCAAAGUUCCAUUUUCCGCUAUUUAGUGCUGCUAACCUGCUUCACGUCGUUGAUUGACGGACAGCUCAACGCGAAACUCAACAGUAACGGAGUUUAUGUGUCACGGGAUGAAAUUCAAAAUAAGAACGUUCUCGGUGUCACGGAAGGUUUCGGAGUACUCGUAGUGGCCACACAUUCCAAAUUCCAUAUCUUUGAGAAUGACGAAGAACGUCGAACAGUUGGUCAUGUCUCACUUGAUAUGCAACCUCGGACCAAAUUUUUGGAACUGAAGCUGUUUUCAAAAUCAGAGAUAUUUUAUUGUGAUGAGACGGAAUGCGGAUUAUGCACUUACUCAGGAAUUAAAUCAGAUUGCUCAAAACUACAACUACACGAGGAUGAACCCAAAAUCCAAGAAAUUUUGAGUGCGUCUGCAGUGAAACUGGAAAAUAUGGAACAACUCAUGCUGGCGAUUUCAUUCAAAAAUGUUGAGUCGAGUUAUCGAAUGAUGUUGCUGAAGUACAGUGGACAAGAUAAUGGACUUGUGUACCCCCAAGCAUACCACGCAGAUUCAAGUUUCGUUCGCAAUAAUCAUGUACUCAGCAGCUUUGAAAAAGAAGGAUUUGUGUAUUUUGUGACAACUUCUACGCAACUUUUUGAACCUGACAUUUUCCUCCAUGACCAAUCAAACAACCAAAUCACUGUCACCAAAAUCGUCAGGCUGUGCUCGGCUGAUCAAACUCCUGAUUUGGCUUCCAAAUUGACAAUUCUAGUUGGAUGCGACCAAGAAAUGAGAAACAUCAGUUCGCGUGGGGAAACAGCCAUCUACGAUAGUGCCAACGGACAAGUUAAUGUGAUUAUGUUAAACUUGACUUCAGCGAACCACGUGAUGUGUCGUUUCAAAAUGUCCAAUCUUGAGAAACGCUUCAGUAACGUCUGGAACACCUGUCAAGAAACCACAUUUUCCGAGAAUGUUGGCAAAAUUAAUAAAUGCAAGUACCCGUCGAUGUUUGACGUGAUGAAGAAAAAGAAGGGCUGUUUGAUUUACAGUCGCCUCGAUGAUGAAUCAUCACCAACACUAUGCGCUAGAUAUGGGCGUGAUCAAGCAUUAGAUAAUUGCCAGCUACAUACAGCGAAAAGUGAUAGUUAUCGAUAUGGAUGGUUGGAAGAUUACAAUGUUCUUCAGGGUGAACUCAUGAUGAAAAUCCCGUAUACAGAAUUGCAAAACUUUGAAGGUUUGAUGAUUGAUGGUAAAGCAUAUUUUGCAGCUGUCUCAAAAGAAUCAGGAAUUGCGGAUGUUGUUCGGUUCUCCCCGUCUGAAAAUGCCGAAUUCAAACCAAACUGGCGGACAAAUAUCACAAACUCUGGAAAAUUCUCGAUUUCAAGAAUUCAGGAUAACCGAUUACUGUACACUACUAUCGAGGGGUUGCAAAGUGUUGUCAUUUCCUGCAAGGAACUGUAUCCCGUAUGUAAUUCAUUGAAACUUGGAGGAUGGCAAGAUCCAUUAGACUGUUCUUGGUGUGCUGAUGACAAUAAUGCUCGUACAAUAUCUGCAUCUGAAGUUCCCGUCUGUAAGAAGAAUUUAAAGUACGAGUGUCCACCACACUUGCGAUGGAUCCACAAAUACAACAAUAAUUCCGGAUUCACCGCUGUUGUCGAGGGAUUCCGCGCACUAAAAAACCCAAAACUGAAUGCUUGCGGGACAAACUGUAUUGUGACAGUUGUUGACCCUAAUAGUAUUCAAUGCGAUACUACCCCGGGAGACUCCAUUGAUGAUUCAUGUCAACAAGUGUUUUUGAGCGGAAUGAUUGGAGAGAAGAACUAUUCGUUCCCAUUUGAUUAUCAACAUGCUGAUAGAGGAACUCAGACUGAUCCGAAGAACAGUCAAGCUGAGGGUCAGAAAGGAAGUAGUCCUGGAUGGAAAGUUGCGAUUGCGAUCAUUUCUGUUUUGGCCAUCAUACUUAUUGUGGCAUUUAUUGUCUAUUAUAUGAGAAACCGUUUCCCAAGAAUCAAAACCCAUGUCAGACCACCGUUUGGCGAAAGAGUCGAGAAUGAAUAUGGAAUGGGACACAUGCCGGGAAGCCUUACACAAGUCGUGACGAAUGGGGAUAGCUAUGUCAAAGUGUUCAGAAGUUUUCCACAAGAUCUGAAAGUUGAUUUCAAACAACUUCGUGUGGACAAACUCAAUCCGAUUGGUCAAGGACAUUAUGGUGUUGUAUACAAAGCAGUUUAUGCUCCAUCCAAAAGUCUCGAAGAGAAAGUUGUUUGUAAACAUCUAAAAGACGGAAAGAUUUCAGAAUUCUAUGACGAAGCAAAAACCAUGUCGGAAUUCUGUCAUCCAAACAUUUUGAGACUGAUUGGUAUUGCGUUGGAUGACAGUUCUCGUCUCCCAAUCAUAGUGACCGAAUGGAUGGCUAAUGGAGACUUGAAGAAAUAUAUCACAAAUGAAAACAAUACAAUCAAAAUGAGAGAUUUGUUUGAGUUUGCGUUUGAUAUUGCAAAAGGAAUGAACUAUCUUCACGGCAAAAAAUAUAUUCAUCGAGAUCUGGCUUGCAGAAAUUGCUUACUUGACGAUCGUCAACAUGUCAAAAUCGCUGAUUUUGGUCUUUGUCGGAAAGUGGAUAUUGAAACGGAAAUAUACGUCCAAGCACACGAAAGAGAAUUACCAGUUCGUUGGUUCCCGCCGGAGAUUAUGGAAAGAGGGUUUGGUAUCCCAUCAGAUAUUUGGUCGUUUGGAGUUGUAAUCUGGGAAUUGUUCACACGUGGAGCAACUCCAUAUAACAAAAUGACAAGUUGGGAUUUGAUUCGACCGUGGCUGCAGGAGAGUGAAACGAACAGAUUGGCGAAACCACCAUACUGUCCGGAUAAACUAUAUACCGAUAUUAUGAUGGCAUGCUGGAGAGCAAAUCCAGUGGAGAGACCCCAAUUCAGCGAACUUGUCACUCUAAUUCCGAAUGUGGUAAAGUACAUGGAAGGAUACGAUCGCUCACAGUUACAUGCUGGUUAUGAGCGAGUUUCUGAGCUUAUCACAUCACGACCCAGCAUUUCCAAUAUAUCAGAAUGA